AUGCAGCGGAACUGGAGGAUCUUCUGUUCACACGUGUGCUGCGCAACUUUCCUCUUUUGGAUAACCGUCGGAAUGACGGUCGUAGACGUUUUGGGGUCCCAACAAGGGAUUCCUUUAUCAGUAGUGAAACUGUGGGCAUCAGCAUUUGGCGGAGAAAUCAAAUCCAUUUCAACAAAAUAUUCUGGAUCUCAGCUCCUGCAGAAGGAAUUAUACAAAUAUAAAGAGUAUGAAAAAUCUGUCCGGAUAGAGGAGGUGGACGGCGCUAAACUAGUGAAAAAUCUGGCAGAGAGCAUGGAGGAAACGUUUCGGAGGAAAGCCGAGGCUGUACGACGACUUGUGGAGGCAGCAGAAGAGGCUCAUCUGCAGCAUGAGGAAAACCCUGAUUUACAGUAUGAGUAUUUUAAUGCUGUUCUCAUAAACGAAGUGGAUGAGGCGGGUAAUAACGUGGAGCUGGGAGGAGAGUUUGUCUUAGAGCCAAAUGAUCACUUCAACAACCUGUCUGUCAACCUCAGCCUCAGUGUGGUCCAGGUCCCCACCAACAUGUACAACAAAGACCCUGCCAUAGUGAAUGGAGUGUACUGGUCAGAGGCCUUGAAUAAAGUUUUUGUGGAUAAUUUUGAGCGAGAUCCUUCUCUGAUUUGGCAAUACUUUGGGAGUGCCAAAGGAUUCUUCAGACAAUAUCCUGGUAUUAAAUGGUAUCCAGAUGAACAUGGGGUCAUUUCAUUUGACUGCAGGAACAGGAAAUGGUAUAUCCAGGCAGCUACAUCUCCAAAGGACGUGGUGAUCUUAGUGGAUGUGAGUGGCAGUAUGAAGGGUUUGAGAUUGACCAUUGCCAGACAAACUGUGUCUUCUAUUCUGGACACCCUGGGAGACGAUGACUUCUUCAACAUCAUUGCUUACAACCAGGAGAUUCACUAUGUGGAACCUUGUUUAAAUGGCACCUUGGUACAGGCUGACAGGACCAAUAAGGAUCAUUUCAGGGAGCAUUUGGACAAGCUGUUUGCCAAGGGCAUUGGACUAUUAGGCAAUGCUUUAACUGAAGCAUUCACCAUUCUCAAUGAUUUCAAUCAGACUGGACGAGGCAGCAUUUGUAGUCAGGCCAUCAUGCUGGUGACGGAUGGGGCAACUGAAAUGUAUGAUGAUGUUUUUGCCAAAUACAACUGGCCUGACAGAAAGGUACGCAUAUUUCCAUACCUGAUUGGCCGGGAGUCUGCCUUCGCUGAUAAUCUCAAAUGGAUGGCUUGUGCUAAUAAAGGGUAUUUCACUCAGAUCUCUACUUUGGCUGAUGUCCAGGAGAAUGUGAUGAGGUAUCUCCAUGUAAUGAGCAGACCUAAGGUCAUCGACCAUGAACACGACACUGUGUGGACUGAGGCAUACGUGGACAGCGCACUUGCCCAGGCUCAUAAGCUUGGAGAAAGCGAAGGUCCGAUCCCAAUGACCACUGUGGCCAUGCCCGUGUUCAGCACGAAGAACGAGACAAGAAACCAAGGCAUUCUUUUGGGAGUUGUGGGCACGGAUGUCCCUGUCCAGGAACUUAUGAAAACUAUUCCAAAACAUAAGCUUGGUAUACAUGGAUAUGCAUUUGCCAUCACAAAUAAUGGUUAUAUCCUCACGCAUCCAGACCUGAGGCCACUGUACCAGGAGGGUCAGAAGAGGAGGAAGCCAAACUACAGCAGUGUGGAUCUGUCGGAGGUGGAGUGGGAGGACACAGAGGAUGUUCUGCGUAAUGCCAUGGUGAAUAGGAAGACUGGCUCUUUCUCCAUGGAGGUGAAGAAGACUGUGGAUAAAGGAAAACGUGUUCUGAAGAUGCAUAAUGACUAUUAUUACACUGAUAUCAAAGGAACCCCAUUCAGUGUUGGGGUGGCUUUGUCCAGAGGUCAUGGGAAGCUGUUCUUCAAGGGAAACGUCUCAGUGGAAGCAGGACUCCAUGAUCUUGAGCAGCCAGAUGUGGCCCUUGCAGAUGAAUGGACCUACUGUAACACGGAUGAGUACCAUGAGCAUCGCUACCUCACCCAGAUACAGGCCAUCAAACUUUACCUCACCGGUCGCAAACCACACAUCAAAUGCGACAGGGAGCUGGUAGAGCAGGUUCUGUUUGAUGCUGUUGUGACUGCUCCUGUGGAGGCGUACUGGACUGGACUGGCUUUAAAUAAGUCAGAGAAUUCAGAUAAAGGCGUUGAGAUUGCCUAUCUAGGCACUCGCACUGGCCUGUCCAGAAUCAACUUGUUUGUUGCCCCAGAACAACUAACCAAUCAAGACUUCUUGACCGCUGAGGAUAAAGAAGGAGUCUUCAAUGCCGAUCAUUUUCCUCUGUGGUACAAAAGAGCAGCGGAGCAAGUCCCAGGAACCUUUGUUUACUCUAUCCCAUUCAGCUCGGGUGCUGACAAUAAAAGUGUGGUUUUAGCCAGCACUGCUAUACAGCUGCAAGAUGACAGAAAGUCUCCAAUUGUUGCAGCUGUAGGAAUUCAAAUGAAACUGGAUUUCUUUCAAAGAAAAUUUUGGACUGCAAGCCGACAGUGUGCUGCUUUAGAUGGGAAAUGCACCAUCAGCUGCGAUAAUGAGGAUAUUAAGUGCUACCUCAUAGACAAUAAUGGCUUCAUUCUAGUCUCAGAGGACUACUCACAGACGGGACACUUCUUUGGAGAGGUAGAGGGAGCUGUAAUGAACAAACUGCUUCUUAUGGGCUCCUUUAAGAGGAUCACACUGUAUGACUAUCAGGCUCUGUGUAAGGAGUAUGCAGGAAGCAGUGACAGUGCACACUCUCUACUGGAUCCCUUUUCUGCUGUGAAAUGGCUCCUGACUGAAAUUGUCAUUUUCCUGUUGGAAUUUAAUCUAUACAGUUGGUGGAAUUUUGAUCUUACAGUCAAAGCCCAGAGAGCCCAGAGAGGAAGGACCAUGAUGGUGCCGUGUGACACUGUUUACCAGGCCUUUGUCUCAGAGCGGACCAUAAAAGAGACAACUGGAAACAUUGACUGUGAGGGGUGCAUGAGAACUUUUGUCAUUCAACAAAUUCCAAGCAGCAACCUCUUCAUGGUUGUAGUCGACAACAACUGUGACUGCAGCUCUGCUCCCCCUGUCAGCAUGGAGCCCAUUGAGAUCAUGUACAACGAGUCUUUGAAAUGUGAAAGACUGAAGUUUCAGAAGGACAGAAAGCGGCCAGAUUCUUGUCACCCAUUUCACCCUGAGGAGAAUGCUGUGGAGUGUGGGAGAGCAUUAAGUCUCUCUCCUCACUUAACGACAGCACUGCUUCCCCUGCUGACUCUUCUGAUGUGCAGGUGA
Molecule: messenger RNA, 3279 nt
Organism: Chanos chanos (milkfish)
Lineage: Eukaryota; Metazoa; Chordata; Actinopteri; Gonorynchiformes; Chanidae
Gene: cacna2d3
Product: calcium channel, voltage dependent, alpha2/delta subunit 3
Exons: 39
Coding region: 1-3279 (1092 amino acids)
Cellular component (GO): voltage-gated calcium channel complex
Molecular function (GO): voltage-gated calcium channel activity
Source: RefSeq, a predicted model, not a curated record